This is a messenger RNA of Lachnellula hyalina, 342 nucleotides long. It is a transcript of the gene MRP2, whose product is annotated as 37S ribosomal protein, mitochondrial. The record is from RefSeq and is a predicted model, not a curated record. Gene Ontology annotation, cellular component: ribosome; mitochondrial small ribosomal subunit. The transcript is spliced from 3 exons. Gene Ontology annotation, biological process: translation. Gene Ontology annotation, molecular function: structural constituent of ribosome. Lineage: Eukaryota; Fungi; Ascomycota; Leotiomycetes; Helotiales; Lachnaceae. Bases 1 to 342 code for a protein of 113 amino acids.
AUGUCGAUGUUCAGAUCCAAAAAGCUGGACCUGGGUGGCUUCGUCAAUAUCAAGGUCAUCCGGGACCACACCAAGAGAAAGGUCUUCGCAGAGAAUGAGCCAGAGAGGCAAGCCCUCCGAUACAUCAUCCGCAACCUGAGUCUUCCCCAGCGAACCCGCGCCCAAGCCCAGCUGCAAUUGGCGCAGAUGCACUGCUACACCCGACCAACGCAGAUUCGCAACCGGUGUGUAGAGGGAGGAAAAGGACGUGGUGUGCUGAGGGACUUUAAGAUGACGAGAUACAUGUUCCGAAUGCACGCCCUGGCUGGAAAUCUCCCCGGUGUGAAGAAGGCGAGUUGGUAG